AUGAGUAAUAAAAUUAAUAAUUUAUUUAUAGAAUUAUCAAAAGAAUUAAUUAAAGAAAAAGAAGAAUUGGAAAAAGGAAAAGAGGAAUUGGAAAAGGAUAAAUGUAAAUUCAUGUCAAUGAGUAAAAGAAUUGAACAAAUAAAUGAGAGUGAACCAAUUACAUUAUAUAUUGGAAGUGGUGGUAAUAAUAAAUAUAUAACAAGAGUAUCAGUAUUAAAAAGGUUUCCAGAUUCAUUCUUUGGUGUAAUGUUUUCAGGUAGACAUCCAUUAAAAGAGUUUAAUAAUAAACCUAGGUCAUAUUUCAUUGAUAGGGAUGGAGAUUACUUUAAUUUCAUUUUAAAUUAUCUUCGUGGUGAUAAAAUACUAAUUCCAAAAGAUAAUUUCAUUUUAAAAAAAUUAAUAAUAGAUUGUAAAUUUUAUAUGUUACCAGAAUUAGAAGAAAAAUUUAAACAAGAAUAUUUAAAAAUUAAUUCAAAUUAUCAUUAUAAUAAUAAUAAUAAUAAUGGAAAUAAUAGUAAUAUUAAUAUAAAUAGUAUUUUUAAUAAAAAAUGA
This is a messenger RNA of Dictyostelium discoideum AX4, 552 nucleotides long. RefSeq lists its product as hypothetical. The record is from RefSeq and is a predicted model, not a curated record. NCBI's taxonomy places the organism in Eukaryota, Evosea, Eumycetozoa, Dictyosteliales, Dictyosteliaceae. Bases 1 to 552 code for a protein of 183 amino acids. The transcript has a single exon. Gene Ontology annotation, biological process: protein homooligomerization.